Planococcus citri (citrus mealybug) is the source of this 3138-nucleotide messenger RNA. RefSeq names its product synaptogenesis protein syg-2-like. The record is from RefSeq and is a predicted model, not a curated record. The transcript is spliced from 15 exons. The coding region runs from base 172 to 2715 and encodes 847 amino acids. Lineage: Eukaryota; Metazoa; Arthropoda; Insecta; Hemiptera; Pseudococcidae.
UCGUCGCACAGUAUUAUCGUAAACGUGUUCGAGUAUCGUACGUGUCCCAUUCUCUCUCCGGAUACCUUUCGGUGGUGCGAUUUUGACGACGAGAAAUACGACGAACAUCGAAAAUAUUACCCAUCUGCGUGAAAUUCUAGUAUCUCGUACUCGCCGCAACAAAAUGACGUAAUGAAGUUGACGAAUCUCAACUAUUUACUAUUCACCUUCAUUUACGUACAAGCCACUAAGCAAAUUGAACGGCAAGAAGCGUCAGACGACGAUGAUGUUUCCGAUGAAACACACAGCAUCCAAGCGGUUUUGGGUAAAACAGCCAAUUUACCUUGCGAUAUCGAAUCUCGAGAUAAACAGAACGUCGUGUACAUGGUGUUAUGGUUCAGAAAAAACGACGAUAAGCCUAUUUACAGUUUCGAUGCCCGAGGCCGAGCGACGGGAAAGGAAUUGCAUUGGUCAGACGAACGAAGUUUGGGACCUAGGGCGUAUUUCGUAACACUAUCACGUCCGGCCAGUUUGCAGUUGGAUAACGUGCAAUUGCGUGACGAAGGCACAUAUCGGUGCAGGGUGGAUUAUCGUAACGCUCCGACUAAGAAUUUUCAAAUUCAUCUCACGGUCAUAGUACCGCCGCAUCAAAUAAUCCUUUACGAUAAUUCGGGUCGUGAAGUGCAGAACAUCGUUGGUCCUUUGCAGGAGAACGCAGAUAUGACGUUGGUCUGCGAAGUUCGAGGAGGUAAACCGAUACCAACGAUUGUGUGGACAUCGAAGGGCAUAGUUCUACAAAACCAGACCAAGACUGUGGAAUCUAAUAUAGUUACGAGUAAAUUGGAAAUUAAAAAUUUAUCCAGAACCGACUACGAUACCAUUUACAAAUGUAAAGCUUCCAACACGAAUCUCAUUUUACCGACUGAAAGACGAAUACAAUUGAAAUUACAUUUAAGACCUUUAUACGCCAAAAUUCUGAAAAAAUACCGCGAAAUGAUAGCCGACAACGAAUACCAGCUAACGUGUGAAACCUCCGGAUCGAGACCACCAGCCAUAAUUACAUGGUGGAGCGGCGACAGCUUAUUGAAUUACACUCAAUCGUAUCUAAACAGCAGCGAAACUACCGUCACAAUUCACACGAUAACUUUUGAGCCGAAACCGCGCCAUAACAAUAUGCCCAUCAAAUGCCUAGCCGUUAAUCCGAAAACUUAUAAUUUCACCAGAGAAGAUUCCUUCAAACUUAAUAUCGUUUAUCCGCCAAUGGUGAUGCUGCAGUUGGGCAACAAAUUAGACUCGAAUCACAUUAAAGAGAGCGACGACGUUUACUUCGAAUGUAAAAUACAAGCCAACCCUCCAGAAUACAAGAUCACCUGGUUUCACGACAAUACUCAAAUAAAUCAAAACAUAUCUUCCGGAGUGAUCUUAAGCGGCCAAAGUUUGGUAUUGCAAAGUGUCAGUCGUCAUAAUUCUGGAUCAUACAAAUGUCUAGUUGCCAAUAACCGAGGCGAGACGUUCAGCCAACCAGUUCAUUUAAGAGUGAAAUAUGUACCAGUAUGUCGAAAUCAAGAAACACUAAUAUUAGGAGCGUCUUUAGGCGAAAUUGUACACGUCGUGUGUUCGGUUAUGGCCGAUCCUAAUAUAAUCAGCUUUAAAUGGGUUUUCAACAACAGCGCGCAAACUUUGGUCGUCCCGAGAGAAAAGUACGUCAUAAUUAAUUCGACGACCAGCGAAUUAGGAUAUAAGUUAACAUCCAAUAAAGAUUUCGGAACGCUAACGUGUUGGACGAAGAAUGCGAUCGGCGAGCAAACGCAGCCUUGUACCUUUUACGUCAUCAGAGCAGUACGUCCCAACACCGUGAACAACUGCACCUUUCAGACGAUCGCCAAAAACGAUCAACAGCUAUUGGAGAUCCGAUGCUAUCCCGGUUACAACGGAGGUCUCUCGCAACAAUUCCAUCUCGAAAUAAUGCGAAAAAACUACACCCUAGUCAAUUUAAGCGUCGCCGAGACGCCUUCUUUUCACGUCGACUUAUCGAAAUUCAUCGGAGAAUGGCAGUCUGACUUGCAAUUCGUGAUAUACGCUUCGAAUGCCAAAGGUCGAAGCGAAUCUACCGUGUUUGAUAACCAAUUACCAAACGACCUGAGAGAAAAAAUCGUAGCUCAGCUAACGAUGUCUCAACAGAAAAAAACGCAAAAGGAGAUGAUCGCUUUAUCGAUAAUCGUCACAUUCUUCCUGGCGGUAACAGCGACUGCGUCGUUUUUCAUCGUAUUCUUAGUCAAACGAUCUUGUAUAUUAAAACAAACCAGCUCGUGUACGCAAUCGAAGCACAAUAAAGCUAAACUUAAACUGAACACCGACAACACUGACGAAAAGUUUAUUAUAUCGUAUCAGCUCAAGACAAAUAAACCAGAUAUACUAAAUAAAGUCGUUGAUGAUACGACAACAGCGACUGCGAUAAAAUCCACAAAUUCGAGAAGAUGUACAGACGUUUUAGGUGAUACAUUUUCAAACACGUUGUACCACUCAAAAUCGGACAACUUGUUCAAUGAAAACCAAAUGGUACCCAAACAACAAGAAUACGAUACGGUGCUGUCAAAAGUCGACGAUAAAUGUUCUCUAUUAGUAACAACUUUAACAUCCAGUGCAAAAAAUCAACAUAAAGUGCACAAAAAAAUCGAAAACGUCAGCAGCAGUAAACUAACCGAUACGAUUUUCGGUCCGGAAAGUUCUGUUUAGAACCAUUGUACAAGUAUAACGAACCCCUCUUCUUCAUUGUUUCCCUUCUUUAUUUUCCAGUUACCUACCUGUAUUUGUGUAUAUGAUUUUACAUAUUGUGAAUAUAUGAACGUUAUAUAAUGGAGAUGGGGUAUCGACAUUACUUAUUGGUGUUCUUUCAAAUCAUCGAAUCUUCUUCUUCCUUUUUUUAUUUUAAUUAUGUGUAGCUUAAUUCCUAAUAUUUGCAGUUGCUCUGAAUACCUAUGUAAUUAUUCUCUUGUAAAAGUUGUUGUUUUUUUUGUUUUUUUAAAUUUUCAUUUGUAUAUAAUGUUGUAUCUUCCUUUUCACCUUUUGUACGUAAAAUAUUGAUAAAUUUGUUGUAAUGUAUUGUUUUUUUUUUCAAGUGUAAUGUUUGUAUUGUAGAAAAAAAUCGUUUUUACAAAA